UCUCUGACUGCAGCAAGAAAGGCAGAAACGAAUAUUCUGGUAGUCCAAUUUUUCGGGACAGAAUGAAGGACCCAGUCACUAUUCCAUGUGGACACAUUUACUGUAUGAGCUGUAUUAAGAACUGCUGGGAUCAGACAUCAUAGAGGCGUAUACAGCUGCCCCCAGUGCAGAGCAACCUUUCCAAGGAUUGAUCAGUGCAGAAACACCAUGCAGGCUAGAUUUAGAGAAUCCAAGAAGAGAAGGCUCAGUCCUCCUCCUGCUCAAAGUUAUGCUGGACUUGGAGAUGUGCCGUGUGAUGUCUGCAGUGGGAGUUCAAAGUUCAAAGCUGUGAAAUCCUGUUUGACGUGCCUGGCCUCUUACUGUGGAAUACACGUCAAGCCACACUAUGAGGGGGCUGCUUUCAAGUGGCACAAACUGAUCAAUGCAAUUGGAAAUCUGGAGCAGAAGCUUUGUACUGAACAUCAAAAGGUUGUGGAGCUCUUCUGUAGAACCGAUCAGAAGUGUAUUUGUGUAUUAUGUACUGUCAAGAAACACAAGAGCCAUGAUGCAGUCUCAGUUGAGACAGAAAGGACUAUUCAACAGAAGCAGCUGGGAGAGACACAUACAGAAAUACAACAGAAAAUCCAUGAGGGACUACACAAGCUGGAGGAGCUGAAGGGGGAUAUGGAGUCACUGAAAAGCUCUGCACAGAAAGAAAUGGAGAAAAGUGAGAAGAUCUCUAAUGAGCUGAUCCAAUCCAUUGGCAAUAUCCAGACUGAGGUUACUGGGCUGAAUCAGGCUAAAGCACUCAUGAAGAAACUGGAGCAGGAGACUGUUGAGCUAAGGAGGAGAAACACUGAGCUGAAACAGCUUUCAGAGACAGAGGAUCACAUCCACUUUCUACAGAAUAUCCAGUCUCUCUGUGCCCCUCCUGAAGCUGGAGACUUACCCAGCUUUACUGUCAAUACAGACAUCUCUUUUGUGGCAGUGAGGAAAGCUGUAACUGAACUUAAAGGCCAUAUUGAGGACUGCAAGCAGAAAUUAGUCAAAAUAACCACAACAGGUACACUGCCAGAGACUAGGCUGAAACACAAAAUGUCUCAAAGACCUUUUACCACUGAAAAAGCGAUUGAUAUGCCUACCCCUUCGUCCACAAAUAAUUCUGAUGCAGGGAAUGUGAGUGAUCACGACAGCGAUGAAUCACGGAUUUAUGAAACAUACAGUUCCUCCAGUGAAAGCCAGGAUGAUGCCACUGAAGUGCCAUGACCACAGAGAGGGCUCCCCAGGCACAGAAGAGUUUGCAAAACACAUACAGUAGCACUCUCUGGGCUUUUCAUUUACACUGUACUGUAGCUACAACUGCAAUUGGCAUACAUUUCUACAAUGACACAAAGUACGGAGUGGACAUUUUAGACCAGAUGGCACGUCAGUACUCUGUGAAAGCCGUUCUCACUGGUGGACAGUUGCUGUGUUUUACAAUGUACUGGACCUGGCAGCCAUCAAUUCCUUCGUUUUGCACAAGGAAUGCACCGGGGAAAAAUAUCAGUAGGAGAGAUUUCAUCUUGAAGCUAGCAACAGCGCUUUGGCAGAAACAUUUCAAUCAGAAAACUGCAAAGCAGCAGGCUGCUGCUGAUCAAACUGGAUUCAGUGCUGCACAGAGUGACACAUGCAAGAGAAAACAAUGCCAGGUAGCUAAAUACAAUAAAAAUAAAACUUCUGAUAUCUGUGCCCAAUGUGAAAGAGCAGUUUGUGGUAAAUGCACAGGAAAAGUUGACAAAUGCUACAUCUGUGUGGAUUGUGUUACUUAGGGUGUUACUUUGAAAGCGCAUUCACGUUACAUAAUGGGAAUUUCGUUAUUUUCUUUUUUUAUGUUACUUUUUAAAAUAAUUUAGUUUUUGCAGUUUAUGUACCUGUAUACAUCUGUUUACACACUAGUUUCUUUUGAAAUGUUUAUUUUAUUAUAGUUUUUUCAUUUUUUGAAGUAGUGCUUUAUAUGUGUCAAGUUAGAAAAUAAAUCCUUAUAUGUUUAACUGCUCAUUUAAAUACAGCGUUUUGGCUGUGCAGAUGUCUGAUACGAUGUGCUUGAA
Messenger RNA from Acipenser ruthenus (sterlet), 2066 nucleotides. RefSeq names its product tripartite motif-containing protein 29-like. The record is from RefSeq and is a predicted model, not a curated record. The transcript has 5 exons. NCBI's taxonomy places the organism in Eukaryota, Metazoa, Chordata, Actinopteri, Acipenseriformes, Acipenseridae. The coding region runs from base 208 to 1245 and encodes 345 amino acids. Gene Ontology annotation, molecular function: zinc ion binding.